AUGGGCAUCCCCAUGGACAACAACAUUCAUGCUCCUACUGUCGCCUCCGGACCGACGUCCGGGGGUGCUCCCUAUGAUGCGUCCAAGUUGACCAUGCCUGAGCUGAUGCAAGAGAAGGAGCGGAUCGAGGAGGAGCUGAGCGCGCUGAGCAACGUCCUCAACUCGCACGGGGUCACCAUGCGAUCAACUCUGACGACUUUCGAUGGGUAUCCGCGCGAUGAUAUCGACAUCGCUCAAGUCCGAGCCACGCGUGUACGAAUGAUUCACCUUCAGAAUGACCACAAGGAAGUGAUGAAAUGCUUGGAGAAGGGACUUCACGCACAUUUUGCCCAGCUACAGAAUGCGCAAGACGCGGCGACAACGGAUGGGGGCAGCCCGCCGUCCACCACGCCCGCCCCAGCCACGCAGACCAGCAUUGCAGAUGCGAGCAUGCUAGGGACACCCUUUGCCAAGGUGAACAUCGUGGAACCCAACAGCCCGGCCGACCAGGCUGGUCUGAGAACAGGAGACAUGAUCCGGAGUUUUGGCAGUGCAAACUGGCUGAACCACGAACGGCUCGGGAAGAUUGCCGAGAUUGUUCAGCAGAAUGAAGGGCUGCGACAGCGCAACUUGACCGUUACGGUGGUACGAAAAAACCAGAGUGGAUCAGGGACGACAGAUUUGGAUUUACAGCUGACACCCCGACGUGAUUGGGGCGGUCGUGGUCUGCUCGGAUGUCAUCUUGUUCCGCUGUAG
Messenger RNA from Penicillium argentinense, 735 nucleotides. RefSeq names its product putative 26S proteasome non-ATPase regulatory subunit Nas2. The coding region runs from base 1 to 735 and encodes 244 amino acids. The transcript has 4 exons. Gene Ontology annotation, molecular function: protein binding. Gene Ontology annotation, cellular component: cytoplasm; nucleus. Gene Ontology annotation, biological process: proteasome regulatory particle assembly. Lineage: Eukaryota; Fungi; Ascomycota; Eurotiomycetes; Eurotiales; Aspergillaceae. The record is from RefSeq and is a predicted model, not a curated record.